GCAUGCGUGAAAUAUUUGUUAACGUUCCACACCGGAAGACGUGUCACCGAAGUCUCCGAGUGAUUCAUCUUCUUGCACACAUACGAUCUUCGUUGCAACUCUUGUGACAGCUAGCAUUCCGGUGAACAACACAUCAACGGUCCAAACGUAAACAGGGUUUGCUGUGUGGACCGGAGAGGACGGAGGGGGAGCUCAAACCCUAGUCUCCCCAGACCACCCUGAGAGAACCGGCCAGCCAUGGAUGAUCGCUCCUCACUGAGAAAAGUCAGCAGCUCUACAGAGUCCGUGGCCACCGUCACCAGUGAGGAGUUCGUUCUGAUACAGACCGGUGCUGCCGGAUCACCACACAGUUCUGAAGGGAAACCAAGACUCAAGAUGGCCUGUAACGGCAGUGAACAACUUGAAAAAGCUCUGGAUGAAGUGUUAGACGAUGAAAACGAUGAUGAAGAUCAGGUGAAAGAGGAGAAGAGCAAUGUGGAAAAGAUGGAAAAGGAAAAGGACCUCAAGAGCCAAGUCCAGGAACCUUCGCCAACAGAAGUCUGUCCUGCACCGUCCACCCCCACGGCCCUGGAGGAGGACAGUGUCCAGUUCAACAAACUGUCCUACCUGGGCUGCACCUGGGUCAAAGCCCCGCGCAAUGAGGCCGAGGCACAGAGAGCGAUGACCACGCUGAUAGCUGAGAGUGCCAAACACAUCCCCAUCACCCUCCACGUCCCCUGUGGACCAGACGGAUCAGUCAGGAUUGUGGACCAGGCCUCGGGGACAGAAAUCGCCUCGUUCCCCAUUUACAAGGUGUUGUUCUGCACUCGUGGACGAGAGGGAACUGUGGACAGUGACUGUUUCUCCUUCACCGAGAGUUACAGAAGUUCUGAGGACUUUCAGAUCCACGUCUUCUCCUGCCAAAUUAAAGAAGCUGUCAGUCGGAUCCUCUACAGUUUCUCCACAGCCUUCCGUCGUUCUUCUCGGCCCACAGACAUCAGGGACACAAUGAUGUCCAGUCCGUCUGACAGUGACCUCUUCACCUUCAGUGUGUCACUAGAUGUCAAGGAAGAUGAUGGCAAAGGCAACUUUAGUUCAGUGCCUAAGGACAGAGAUAAGUUGUACUUCAAGCUUCGACAGAGUGUACAGAAGAAGGUUGUGGUUUCAGUUCAGCAGAUGUGCAACAAGGAGCUGGGCAUCGAGAGGUGUUUCGGGAUGCUGCUGAGUCCAGGGCAGAAAGUCUCUAACAGUAACAUGCAUCUCCUGGACAUGGAAUCGAUGGGGAAUAGUUCCGAUGGAAAGGCCUACGUUAUCACGGGAACAUGGAACCCCAACAUAGCUGCCUUCCAGCCACUGAAUGAAGACACACCUAAAGAUAAACAAGUCUUCAUGACGGUGGCCGUAGACCUGGUGGUGACGGAGGUGGUGGAACCAGUUCGGUUCCUGUUAGAAACGCUGGUCAGGAUUUAUCCCUCCAACGAACGCUUCUGGUACUUCAGUCGCAAGACCUUCAGCGAGACGUUUUACCUCAAACUCAGACAGCAGGUACCAGAGAAGGUGGGUCAGAGCGAUGCAGUGUACGAGGUAGUGAGUCUUCAGAGGGAAGCAGAGAGAAGCAAUGAGAAGAGGGAACGACUGACUUCUGCACCUGAGGAAGAGGAGGCUGAGGAAGAUAGCGACAGCGAAAUCUCAAGUGGAACAGGAGAUGUUUCCAAAGACUGUCCUGAGAAAAUUCUGGAGUCCUGGGGAGCGAUCCUCACCAGAUGGCAUGGGAACCUGUCCACCCGUCCAAAGGGACUGUCCUCGCUGGUCCGCAGCGGUAUUCCUGAGCCGCUCCGAGCCGAAGUUUGGCAGCUGCUGUCCGGUUGCCAUGACAACGGGGAGCUCCUUGAACUUUACCGCAUCCUCAUCACCAAGGAGUCGGCCCAGGAAAGUGUGAUCACUCGUGACAUUCAUCGAACCUUCCCCGCACAUGAUUACUUCAAGGACUCCGACGGAGAUGGACAGGACUCGCUGUAUAAGAUCUGCAAGGCUUACUCUGUCUACGACGAAGAGAUCGGUUAUUGCCAGGGUCAGUCGUUUCUUGCUGCCGUUCUCCUACUGCAUAUGCCUGAGGAGCAGGCCUUCUGCGUGCUGGUGAAAAUCAUGUAUCAGUACGGCCUCCGAACUCUCUACAAGAACAACUUUGAAGAUCUUCACUGCAAGUUCUACCAGCUGGAGAAACUGAUGCAGGAACAGCUCCCUGACCUGUGGUCCCACUUCCAGGAGCUGAACCUGGAGGCCCACAUGUAUGCGUCCCAGUGGUUCCUCACCCUCUUCACUGCCAAGUUCCCCCUGUGCAUGGUGUUCCACAUCACUGACCUGCUGCUGUGUGAGGGUCUGAACAUCAUCUUCAACGUAGCCCUGGCUUUACUGAAGACUUCGAAGGAGGACCUACUGCAGGCUGAUUUUGAAGGCGCCCUCAAAUUCUUCAGAGUCCAGCUCCCGAAACGAUACCGAGCUGCAGAGAAUGCUCGACGGUUGAUGGAGCAGGCCUGCAACAUCAAGGUCACCCACAAAAAGCUGAAGAAGUUUGAGAAAGAAUAUCAGACGUUGAGAGAGAGCCAGCUGCAGCAAGAGGAUCCCAUCGACCGAUAUCAGAGGGAGAACCGUCGUCUUCAAGAAGCCAGUAUGAGGCUGGAGCAGGAGAACGAUGACUUGGCCCACGAGCUGGUCACCAGUAAGAUCGCACUUCGAAACGACCUUGACCAGGCAGAAGACAAGGCUGAUGUUUUGAACAAAGAGCUGCUGAGCACCAAACAACGUCUGGUGGAGACUGAGGAGGAGAAGAGACGGCAGGAGAAGGAGACGGCUCAGCUGAAGGAAGUCUUCAGGAGAGAGCUGGAGAAAGCAGAGAUGGAGAUCAAGAAAACCACAGCCAUCAUAGCCGAGUACAAACAGAUCUGCUCCCAGCUCAGCACCAGGCUGGAGAAACAGCAGGCGGCGACCAAAGAAGAGCUGGACAUAGUCAGGAGUAAAGUCAUGAACUGUGACCACUGUAAAGACCUGUUCAGCACACUCGGAAACCUCCAGACAUCUUCACCCGGAGACAAGGCGUCCUCCGAACCUCUGGACGAGGAGAAGGACGGGCUGACGGAGCAGCUGAGGCACCUGGAGCUGGAGCUGGCUCAGACCAAGCUGCAGCUGGUGGAGGCCAAGUGUCGCAUCCAGGAGCUGGAGCACCAGCGGGGAGUCCUGAUGAAUGAGAUCCAGGCAGCCAAGAACUCCUGGUUCAGCAAGACUCUGGGCUCCCUGAAGAACUCUGCCUCCUCCUCCUCCUCCUCCUCCUCCAGCUCCACGUUCACGACUCCGUCGUCUCCAAAGGAGGGUCCUGCCUAGGUCCGGUCUGCACCUCCUCCACCGCUGCAUGAGGCAGAGAAGAGCUGACGAACUGAGGAAACAAGCAAAGGAAAGAUGCAGUAUUCCUUUUCCCAGAUUUGUGGCCAGGAUGGAGGGGAAAAAGAGAAGGAGGUGAGAGAAGGAGGUGAGAGAAGGAGGUGAGAGGAGCUGGGACCAUUCAGUCGGCUCUCUGUUAAUGUUUACAUUUGAAUGAACAAAAAUGAGUCUGCUGGUCGUCCUGUGGUGUAUCAAUUUAACCUUCGUCACAACAGCUCCAUCUGGUGGUCAGACAUGGCUGAAGCGGAGUUAGAUUUUAGAUCUUUAAUUAGUUUUAAAUACAUCUCAGUAACAUUUAAAGAGUAACGACAUACUGCUGACCAAGAACAGUCUUCAGCCACAGUCACAGCUGUCUGAAAAAGGAAUACUGCAUCCAGACAAGAAUCCAAAACGUAUUUCUUGAUAGUAAUAUAACGUUAAACCCUGUUGUCAUAUAAAUAUGUAUAAGUAAUGAAUGACUUUUUAAUAAUCUUGUACAGUUCUUUAAGAGGAGAAAAAGAAGAAAACCUUAAGGAAAUUUUCUUAAAUUUUUUUUUUAUUAUUAUCUACUGUUUGGAAUAUGAAUGUGGUCUUUACAGAUGUUGACAUAAGCACAGUGUGUGUGUGUGUGUGUGACGUGGUGCAGUCCAGAAGCUGACGUAACAACGUCCAGUUGUUUUUUGUUUGUUUUUUUCUCAACAUUUUUUAUUCUGUUGGGUUUGUAUUUCCUCUUUUUUCACAGUUUGUUUUUUAUUAUCUCAGAUUAAAGGUAGAAUCUGUGUAGUUUUACACCUGCUGAUAUCCUUUGUAGAGAACUGUUGUUGGAGUCAAACAGUCAUAGUUUUACUUCACCAACUGUACUAUGACAUGGAUGAUCUGAUCAUCUCACACACAACAGAAAAGUUUUUCUUAAUUUUUUUAAAUUUGUUUUUAUUGACCAGACUCAGCUUUUGGACUCGGCCCAUGUUUGUUUGUCUGUGUGUAUGUGUGUGUGUUUGUCUGUCUGUGUGUGUGUGUGUGUGUAUUAAAGUUAGAAUGCUUUGGUCUUCACCUGGCUGCCUUUUGCGUUAUUGACUGAAGCUGGUGACAGAAAAGCCAUGUGUUCAAAAAAAGUGGAGGAGCAGCUGCUGUGCCAUAGAAUUCUCGCUACUGCUACGACCCCUAGUGGCCUGAGCCAAAAUUGUCUGAUCGGUGAUUGUGUCUCAGAAAAAUCUCUCGUGCAUUUUUUUUUUUAGCAAUGAUCCGUUUUCAUUUACAUUCCCAGAAGGAAAUUCCCAGACACUGUGACAUCACUGUGUCAUCACUAAAUUCCACGCGUGUUUCCGGGACAUUCCGCUGUGUCUCCUGUAACAUUCACAGUGUCAUUGACGCCCAAUGUUGCCAAGUCGAGGGGACUCCCUACAUUCAAUGUGCACUAAAACAAUAUUGACGUUUUAAACACUAUUUCAAGACAUCUCCUUAUGUGUGUGUGUGCGCGUAUGUGUGUGUGUGUGUGUGUCUUAGCACAGAACUUUAUUAUUUUUUAACUGAUUAUUUUUCUCGCUACAAGAGACAGCUGCCAAUUUCUAAUCAAUCCUAAUAAGACGUUAGUUCCGGUGAUGGCGGGGAGACGUUAGUUCAGUCGGUUGUUGUGCCGCAGUCCUGUUACAUGGGAGAGAACCGCGUGUGAGGCGGUGAAACUCCAACUCUGUCUGCUGUACAGUGAACUGUCUGACCUGCAUUAAUAAAAACACAUUUUCCUGA
Cynoglossus semilaevis (tongue sole) is the source of this 5136-nucleotide messenger RNA. It is a transcript of the gene rabgap1l, whose product is annotated as RAB GTPase activating protein 1-like. NCBI's taxonomy places the organism in Eukaryota, Metazoa, Chordata, Actinopteri, Pleuronectiformes, Cynoglossidae. The transcript is spliced from 26 exons. Gene Ontology annotation, molecular function: small GTPase binding; GTPase activator activity. The record is from RefSeq and is a predicted model, not a curated record. Bases 238 to 3357 code for a protein of 1039 amino acids. Gene Ontology annotation, biological process: regulation of GTPase activity.